Messenger RNA from Linnemannia hyalina, 4308 nucleotides. The record is from the annotation of a GenBank genome assembly. NCBI's taxonomy places the organism in Eukaryota, Fungi, Mortierellomycota, Mortierellomycetes, Mortierellales, Mortierellaceae.
AUGAUCAUGCCCAACCUUAGUGCCAUGAACUUCCCCAACCAAACAGUUUAUACCGCCAGUACUUCUCAAACAACGGCCGUGCCCAACGCCACCAACACCAACACCAACACCAACUACAUCCCUGACUUCUCGCCAGCCGUCCUCUCGGCCUUCACCUUCAAUCCAAACUUGGCUUCCAUCCCUCCGACCUUGCAAGACAUGCCCAUGCCCAUGGCCAUGUCCAACCACAGCAACAUGACCCCAUUCCCUUACACGACCUCCAACUAUCCUCCAACCAACAACGGCCAACUCCUGGCUAACGAAUUUAUUGCCCAAUGGCAAGGGAACCACAUCAACAGACCCGGCCACAACAACAACUUGACCACAUAUGACGGUUCCAAUGCUCCUUCUCCUUUGGAUUUGAGCCUCAUAGCCAACAGUGGUAUUACCUGGCCCAAUAUGCCCCAGCUCACUCAAGCCUACACAGGUCAGUUCCCAACGACAGCCAACGGCAACGGAUAUCAAGCCUUCGACAUCAACUGCCUCCCUCUCUCCAGCCUUCCUGUCGACCACCACCAACACCAACAGCAAGACAUGUCGUGUCUUAACCCCUCAGGCUUCGGAACCCACAGUGCCAAUGGUGGGCAGAGCAAUGAAACUCUUGUUGCUCCUUAUGCGAGCAGCGACCUCGGACCCAGCAGCCUUUUUCAUCAGCAGCAACAGCAGCAGCAGCAGCACCAACAGCAAAAGACGCCUAUUCUGGCUUCGCAACGGACGUCUAAUUUGACCUCGCAGCAGCUCAUGCUGCCACCACAUCUACAGCAGCAGUUGUACUAUCCCCCGACGAUGACUGUUGACAAUAACAGCAACAGCAACAAUAACAACUCGAUCCACCUUUUUGAUUCGACUUCCUCUUCCUCUCCCGCUAUUGCUCAACACAACCUCCAUCACCAACGACACCCCCACCAGCAACAACAGCCCCACAAACCGCCAGAGAUGCACCACUACUACGAAGCUGUGCAUACGCGUCUACAGGAGCAAGAAUGGCAGCGCCAGCAACAUGAACAGGAACAGUUGCACCUUAAGCUGCAGCAACUUGAGUCCCAAAUGGUCCACAGUCAAGGCAAUAUUGCUACCUCCACCUUCACCUCCACGGUUCCCGUUCUUUCCAGUCAGGAUGCCUCUUCUUCCUCGGCUUACGCCCCUCCUCCUCUUCCUCCUCCCAACCAAGUUUCUGCCUACGACCCCCAUUCCUGGCAACUCAACCCCAACGGCGCCCUCACCGUCCCUGUCUCGUCCGGCAGCCCUUCUUCGCCCGUGGCAGAUCUGUCUUCACACCCUUCGAGCGCCGGUGUGAGUACUCCUCAAGCAAACAUGGUUCUCGGAUCCAACCACCCUCAAAAGACCUCUGCCGGUGGCGGUGACAUUUCAGAUGGGAGUAUCCCGCUGGUUGAACAGCAGCUCUUGACUACCGCGAUGGAUGUGAGGGACUUUCAGUUCCAUUUUCAAGAAUUGAAGCAGACCCUGAAUCAACAGCUGUUCCAAGAGCAAUUGGAUGAUCUUUUGAUGGAACAAGCCCAGGCUCUGGCCCGGUCCCAUCCUCAGGCUCCAUCUCAGACUCUGGUUCCAGCUCAGACUCAAGCUCAAGCUCAGGUUCAGGCUCAAGUCGCGUCCUCUCAAGAAUGCCCCAAGAACGGCAACUCUCCCAUUGGCGAGUCCGACGUCGGUACCAGGCCGACUCUGUACCCCGGUGCCAUCCACCAAGAGCAGCUGCGAAACUAUCGUGGCUACCGGCAUUACAGUUACGACAAGAACGGUGCCCCUCAACCCGUCCUGAACAACCAGGGAGGGAAUGGCUUUUCGGCAUCGUCGUCUUCUUCGUUGGGUUCUUCGUCGUCUACUCAGCAGCAGCAAACUGCAGUCGGUCAUCAGCAGCAGCCUGCGAUUAGACAGCAGCAGCAAUCUGCGGUUGGUCAAAAGCAGCUUGCAGUUGGUUUUCCUUUUCCUCAGGUGGAUUCGAGUCAUAGUAGCCUUAGCAUUGGCCCUGGAACUCUGCAGUCUUUGACUCAGGCACAGAUGCACAUCCCUGUUCUUCAGGUGAAUGCAAGUCAUGGCAGUCCAAGUGAUGGCUCAGGCAUUGGCAAUUCCUCGGCGAUACAGAUACAAGCCCCUCCUCUCCAAGUGGACACAAGUCAAGGCAGCCUUGAAACUGGUACUGCCACUGGCACUAUCACUCCUCAAUCCUCGUUGGCGGCUCAGGCGUACAUCCAACUUCCCCUUACUACUGCCUCUUCUGCUUCUGCUUCUGCCUCUGCAACCUCGUCUAUCGUCGGUACCCCUACCGAAUUCAACAACCUCCAAUCGUCAUCUAACCUCCCCACCGGCAACAACAGCAGCAGCGAGCAACAGCAACUGUUGAAUAACGACAACAGCGACAAUACUGCCCUCAACAUUGUUGGAACCAACAACCACCGACCCACUCACUUCCCCCCACCCUUCCUCCAAAAUCAAAACAUCUACUACGGCUUUUCUUUCGAACCUGUGGAGUGCUUCGCCAGGCAAGCGUCUUGGCCUUCUAUCGUCUCUGGUGACCCCUUGAAUGCCACUGGUACCGCUAACAGGGCAGCAGACCAGGAAGUGAAGGAGUUUUUGGACAGUGUGGCUGGGGAUAUCAAGUAUGAGACGGCACAGUUGGAGCUUUAUGGGGGUAUGUCAAUCCCAGACGCGUUAUUGUCCUCGAAGGUCUACCCACGAUUGGAUUUGACGACCGGCAUUAGUGGUACUGGCCCUGGCGGUGAUGGUAGUGGUGUGAUUGAUUCCAAGGUCCAGCAGAGGGAUGAUGUCGUGGUAGUUGUUAAGCGCGAGAAGAAGCCGAUGUUGGAUGUGGACUUUGAAGCCUCUGCUACCACAACCACCGCCGCCAACGGCGAUGAGGAGAAUGGAGGUGAUAGGGAGAGUACAGUGAUUCCUAUCACUGUCCGGCGGGCCGCUGCCGUAGCCGCCCGUGCUGCUGCCAUUGCUGCCCGAGAGAGUACCAUCAACGACUACAUCAAUCUAAAUGCCGACGCCCAGGGUGGCAACAAGAACGGCCAUGGACACAACCGCAGAUCUCGCGACCAUGUCGUUGCCGGUCAAGGCGGCAAUGCCGCUGUCGAUCAAGGUAACAACAGCAACAGAAGCAACAGGUCCGAACACCCCCACGGCCACCACUACCACCACGACCACCACCACGGAUCCGCCGCCGACGUCAACGAUGCUGUCGAUGAGGAAUCUAUCCCCCUUCCUCCUCCCUCUCCCACUCUUCCACUUCCUGCCAGACCCGUUCCAAUUAUUCCCGCACCGCGCCAAAACACCCGCAGCCGCAUCCCCAAAACGGGCGGCGCCCUCCAAAACACCUCCUCCUUUACUCCAGAACCAACCGUCUUCAAAUGUGAAAUCCCGCACUGCGAAAAAGAAUUCUCGACCUACGGCCUCCUCAAAUCCCACAAAGUCUCGCACGAUCCUGAAAAACCACAUUGGUGCGAUAUCUGCUCCGAGGACGGAAUCACACCCCGACUCGCUGAUCCAACCCCACUCUUCCCAGGGAUGCCGAUCCCUAUCCCGGAGGUCAAGAAGUAUAAGAGGCACCAUGAUCUGUUGAGACAUAAGAGGGAGCAGCAUCCGCCGUUGGCGGUCAAGAUCCAGAGGUUUCAGGAAAAAUUGGAGGCAAAAGAGGCGAGGAGAGUCAAGGCGGAGGAGGUGAAGAAGGUCAAGGCGGCAUUGAGGAGGGCAGAGAAGGCGGUGGCGGCGGCUCAGGCUGUUAAUCCUACUGCCGCCUCGCGUCGUCGUACUUCUUUUGUGGCCACUGCUACGACUGCUGCCUCGCGUCGGCGUACUUUGUCGGGGACUAUUACAACUGGCGCACCUCGAGGUCGUCGUGCAUCUUCUACAAUUGCCGCUUUUGCAACAGCCGAAACUGCACCUGCUGUUACUGCACACGCCGUUCCAGAACCUCCCAAGACCCCCCGAAAGCGCAAGCUGACAGAAACCAAGCGCUCAGCCACCGACGACGGCGAUGAUGAGGACGAAGCCGUCAAUGACAACGACACUGAUUCGGACUACCAGGAGAACACAAAGAAGCGUCGUCGCUCCAAGACCUCAUCCACCUCUCGCACCACCCCUGCCACACCCAGACGCAGACGGUCAAGUGCCAGACAGACUCAACCCCAGCCCCAGCUGCCGCAUCAGGAGAAUGACCUAGCUAACAGUGCCAGUAGCAGCAGUACCGUCGUUAACCUUGUAGAUGCUAUCCAAAUCCAAGGUCCAGGAAAGAACCAGCGCCACCAAUAG